Stomoxys calcitrans (stable fly) is the source of this 1365-nucleotide messenger RNA. RefSeq names its product odorant receptor 13a (gene Or13a). The coding region runs from base 1 to 1365 and encodes 454 amino acids. Gene Ontology annotation, cellular component: plasma membrane. The transcript has 4 exons. Gene Ontology annotation, biological process: sensory perception of smell; detection of chemical stimulus involved in sensory perception of smell. Lineage: Eukaryota; Metazoa; Arthropoda; Insecta; Diptera; Muscidae. Gene Ontology annotation, molecular function: olfactory receptor activity; odorant binding; ATP binding. The record is from RefSeq and is a predicted model, not a curated record.
AUGUUCAAUCCUAAGCCUCCAGAUGAUCCGAAGUAUCGCAUACCGGGACAAUGUAUUUGGCUGAAAUUAAAUGGUUCCUGGCCAUUCAGUCAAGAGGCCCGUAAGGAUUUUUAUUCGGCACGUUAUCUCUGGGGUUGGUUGUACACCAGCUGGUCAUGGUAUGUUGUCACCUCGGUGGGUAUAACCAUUGGAUUUCAAACGGCUUUUCUGAUCAACAAUUUUGGUGAUAUUAUUAUGACUACUGAAAAUUGCUGUACCACAUUUAUGGGAGCCUUGAAUUUUGUGCGCCUGCUGCAUAUGCGUCUAAAUCAAAAGCAAUUUAGGGAGAUAAUCGAACAAUUUGUCAACGAUAUAUGGAUAGCCAAAAAUCACCAUCCCCAAAUUGCUGCACAAUGUUCGCGAAAUAUGCGUACCUUUCGCAUAAUGACGGUACUUUUAAGCUGUCUCAUAUCCAUGUACUGUGUGUUGCCGCUGGUGGUGUUAUUUGUCGAUGUGGGUCUGGAUGCCGAUGAGAAACCGUUUCCCUAUAAAAUGUUAUUUCCCUAUGAUGCCCAUCAUGGUUGGCGUUAUGUGGCCACUUACAUUUUUACCACUUUUGCUGGUGUCUGUGUGGUUACCACUCUCUUUGCUGAAGAUUCCAUUUUUGGAUUUUUUGUCACCUACACUUGUGGUAAAUUUGCCAUACUUCAUGAGCGCAUUGAUAAUUUAGUUUGGGAUGCCAAUCGAGUGGUGAGGCACAAGGAAAGCGAAUUGAAUGUUCAGGAGAUCUAUGUGAAGUUGUUAAAUCGCAUCGCCUAUGAUCACAAUAAAUUAAUAGAGUUUUCUGCAAAACUUGAAAACUUUUUUAAUCCCAUAUUGUUGGUCAACUUUACCAUAUCCUCAAUUUUAAUAUGUAUGGUAGGAUUUCAACUGGUCACUGGCAAAGAUAUGUUCAUUGGGGAUUAUGUAAAAUUUAUAGUUUACAUAUCAUCUUCUUUGUCACAACUUUACGUUUUGUGUUGGAAUGGUGACUCUCUAAUACAGCAUUCUACCGAAACCGCCAGUCACUUAUACAGCUGCAAUUGGGAAGGCGCAAGCCAUACAACAAAAACGGUAAAUGCCAACGAUGGUUUUAUGACUCAGGCAGUUGCAGUCCUACCCUUGGAUAUCGCAGGUCGUGUGGAAAAUUGCAUACCAGCGAAUAAGAGUUUUCGUCAAAAUCUACAAAUAAUGAUAAUGUGCAGCCAAAGACCUGUAAAAAUUACUGCUCUUAAAUUUUCUACAUUAUCUUUGCAAUCUUUUACAGCUAUUUUAAGUACUUCAAUGAGUUACUUCACCUUGUUGCAAACAGUUUACAAUGAGAAUCAAGAGGAUACAAAGAUAUAA